Selaginella moellendorffii is the source of this 1073-nucleotide messenger RNA. Its product is annotated as BI1-like protein. The coding region runs from base 93 to 905 and encodes 270 amino acids. Gene Ontology annotation, cellular component: membrane. NCBI's taxonomy places the organism in Eukaryota, Viridiplantae, Streptophyta, Lycopodiopsida, Selaginellales, Selaginellaceae. The transcript is spliced from 3 exons. The record is from RefSeq and is a predicted model, not a curated record.
ACACCUUUUACCAUUAAUAAGAAGUUGCCACGUGGCAAGUUUGUUUUAGGGUUCUUUCCCCGUCUCCGACCAAGAAAGAGAGAGAAGAGAAAAUGUAUGGAUCAACGUCGGGCAAUUUCAAAGGUGGUGGUGGCUACGCGGACAUCGAGACGGGAUACGAGCCCAGCGGAGCGCUCUACCCGGGCAUCGAUUACAGCGACAACGUCCUGCGAUGGGGUUUCAUCCGCAAAGUCUAUGGAAUCCUGAGCACCCAGAUCGUUCUCACAGCUCUCGUCGCGGCGGUGAUCGUCUUCUCGCAGCCCGUCGCGGAUUUCUUCGCGCACAACACACUGCUCCUCGUCCUCCUCGCGCUCCUGCCUCUGAUACUGCUAUGCCCGCUCUACAACUAUCAGCACCACCAUCCGCUCAACUUGGUUCUUCUCAGCCUCUUCACGGUCUUCUUGAGCCUCUCCGUCGGGACUUCCUGCGCCUUCAUCCGAGGAGACGUCCUGCUCGAGGCCCUCAUUCUCACUGCUACAGUAGCACUAGCUCUGACAGCGUACACCUUCUGGGCAGUAAAGCAAGGCCACGACUUCAGCUUCCUCAGACCAUAUCUCUUCGUAUCGCUUGUAGUCCUCGUGCUCUGGGGGAUAAUCCAGGUGUGUGCAUAUCGGACAUCCCAGCUAAUCCUCUCCUGUUUUUGUGGCUUCCAGAUCUUCUUUCCUCUGGGACCAGUCUCGGGGACCAUCUUUGCUGCAAUAACCACCGUCAUCUUCAGUGCAUAUAUAAUCUACGAUACCGAGAACUUGAUCAGAAGGUUCACUUUCGAUGAGUAUAUCUGGGCUUCGGUGUCCCUGUACUUGGACAUAUUGAACCUUUUCUUAGCACUGCUAAAUCUUUUGCGGGGCCUCCAGUCGAAUAACUGAAACCUCUAUACAAUUGCCUGAAAAAAUUUGUUACAGAAGAAUAGAAAACAAGACUCCGAAACUGAGAAAAAAAAGAAAAAAACUAGAAGAGAACGGCGAUUAUUGUAACGGGAAAAAGAAUCCCUUACCCACUGGCUUCUGAUGUUAAUGUACACUUACCUGUUCACC